This is a messenger RNA of Canis lupus familiaris (dog), 1799 nucleotides long. RefSeq names its product G protein-coupled receptor 139 (gene GPR139). The record is from RefSeq and is a predicted model, not a curated record. Gene Ontology annotation, cellular component: membrane. Gene Ontology annotation, biological process: G protein-coupled receptor signaling pathway. The transcript has 2 exons. Lineage: Eukaryota; Metazoa; Chordata; Mammalia; Carnivora; Canidae. The coding region runs from base 1 to 1059 and encodes 352 amino acids. Gene Ontology annotation, molecular function: neuropeptide receptor activity.
AUGGAGCACACGCACGCCCACCUCGCCGCCAACAGCUCGCUGUCCUGGUCCCCCGGCUCGGUCUGCGGCUUGGGCUUCGUGCCCGUGGUCUACUACAGCCUCCUGCUGUGCCUCGGUUUACCAGCAAAUAUCCUGACAGUGAUCAUCCUGUCUCAGCUGGUAGCUAGAAGACAGAAAUCCUCCUACAACUAUCUCUUGGCACUUGCUGCUGCUGACAUCUUGGUCCUCUUUUUCAUUGUGUUUGUGGAUUUCCUCUUGGAAGAUUUCAUCUUGAAUAUGCAGUUGCCUCAAGUGGCCAAUAAGAUCAUAGAAGUGCUGGAAUUCUCAUCCAUCCACACCUCCAUUUGGAUUACUGUUCCAUUAACCAUUGACCGGUAUAUUGCCGUCUGCCACCCGCUCAAGUACCACACAGUCUCCUACCCAGCCCGCACCAGAAAAGUCAUUGUAAGUGUUUACAUCACCUGCUUCCUGACCAGCAUCCCCUACUACUGGUGGCCCAAUAUCUGGACUGAAGACUACAUAAGUACCUCUGUGCAUCAUGUCCUUAUCUGGAUUCACUGUUUCACUGUGUACUUGGUGCCCUGCUCUAUCUUCUUCAUCUUGAACUCAAUCAUUGUGUACAAACUCAGGAGGAAAAGCAAUUUUCGCCUUCGUGGCUACUCCACAGGGAAAACUACUGCCAUCUUGUUCACCAUUACCUCCAUCUUUGCCACACUCUGGGCCCCCCGCAUCAUCAUGAUUCUCUACCACCUCUAUGGUGCGCCCAUCCAAAACCGCUGGCUGGUGCACAUCAUGUCCGACAUUGCCAACAUGCUGGCCCUUCUGAACACAGCCAUCAACUUCUUCCUCUACUGCUUCAUCAGCAAGAGGUUCCGCACGAUGGCAGCUGCCACGCUCAAGGCCUUCUUCAAGUGCCAGAAGCAACCUGUACAGUUUUACACCAACCAUAACUUUUCCAUAACAAGUAGCCCCUGGAUCUCGCCGGCCAACUCACAUUGUAUCAAGAUGUUGGUGUACCAGUACGACAAAAAUGGAAAACCUAUAAAAGUAUCCCCGUGACCCCCUAGGCUUGGCACCUAGUGCCUCUGUCUAAUCUAUUUCCAGAUGGGAGGGUAGCCCACUUAAGAGUGCUAACCUGAUUUCCUGUCUCCAUGGACUGAGCAACUCUCAGACUGGUAGAUGAGAAAAGAUGAAAGAGAAGAAAGAAAAGCAUCAAUCUUCUUUUCAUUUACACAUUUAUUUUCACAAUGUCACUUGACAGAAAAAGUUCCUACCAGUUUGAAGAUGCUUUGGAGGUUGUGUCAUCAUCCUGUGGUCAGUAAGGACACACGGUAAAGAAAUAGUCUAUGACUUUGCCUUGGCACCAUCCACAGCCAUUGGGAACCACUCAUUUAUGUGACACACCAAGCAGCCAGUAGCUGAGUCCACACUCUUCUUCCAAGAGCUGAGGUCAACCAUCGCUUUCCUGUGCCAUCCCCAGCAGCUAACAAUGCUGACCAAUUUGGGAUUUUUCCAAGGUGCCCUUUGUCCUAGAGAAGGUUGUGGUCUUAAAGUGACCCUGGAACUCUAAGCUACAGAAUGACACUGUGGGGACAAGGGAGUAUUAAUCCCAUCCAAACUCUGACCAGAGCUUCUUUGGAAAGGCUCCAAACCAACAUAACUAUGACCCUCAAACCUGGGUCUGCAAUGCAGUCUUUCUAUUCGCCAUUAUGUAUAGAUUUUAUCCACGUCCUCCAAAAUAAAGACCCCGCCUGGUGUGGGGGGGAAAAGGAGGAUCUCUUGAGCCCAGAAAAACAAAA